AUGGCGGAACAACCGAAGAUUACGCUUCACUGGCUCAACGGCUCCCGAGCCAACUCUUUGCUUUGGCUCUUGGAGGAGCUUGAACUCUCUUACGAUGUCAAAGUCUACCAUAGGCAGUCCAACAUGCUGGCGCCGCCCGAGUUAGAGAAAGUGCACCCUCUUGGGAAGUCUCCCGUCAUUACUGUCGCAGUGCCCGGAUCUUCGGAACCGGUGGUUUUGGCCGAGUCUGGCUUCAUCUUCCAGUACCUGUGCGACCACUUUGCUCAGGGCAAGACGAUCGUCCCGAAGCGAUGGAAGGAAGGACAGGAGGGCAAAAUCCUCGGGGAGACAGAGGCCUGGAUGCGCUACUCGUAUCUCCUCCACUACGCAGAGGGUUCAUUCAUGCCCAACCUAGUAAUGUACUUGGUGCUCUCUGCCCUCAAGUCUAAUCAGGUGCCUUUCUUUGUCCGGCCCAUCUCCUCCGCCAUUGCGAAUCGUAUCAUCUCGAUGAUAGUAUAUCCCAACAUCAAGAAGCACCUGGCGUUCCUGGAGAAGCAGUUGGAGACUUCCGGUGGAGAUUUUCUCACAGGCCCACACCUGACAGCAGCCGAUAUCUUGAUGAGCUACCCGCUUCUCGCUGGCAAGUCGGGCUUUGAUGGAAUGGGCAAGUUUGCGAGGGGCACAGCCAAGGAGUCUUUCCCCAAGGUGCAUGAAUAUAUGGACCGACUAGAGGCUCAGGCAGGAUGGGAGAAGGCCGUCCAGAAGACCAAGGAUAUUGAUGGCGACCACGGAGUAAACACAGCGAUUGGAUCUACCAUGGCUGUGAACAUUGCUGGAGACUCACUCUUCAGGCGCGACAAUGAGGCGAAGGAGGCUCCUCUGAGGACCCCUCGCCUCGAGCCUCAGACCCUGGACGAUCAAAACCCCAGCCCGCCCGCCGACAGUUCAGAGGGAGAGGAGGAUUUGUAUGGCGAGGAUGCUGCCCAAUCUUUCAUUCAGCCGGCUUUGAGCCCGGUUGUGACCUAUCUCACGUCGCCUAAGACCCCGGCGGCUGAGAAGGCAGCUGCAAUGGAUAAGAUUAUCGACGGGUAUUUCAACGACGCCGGAGCAAGCAAGGAGCAAGAAUCCAUGGACCAGGUCAUCGCUGGGUACUUUGACGGCGCGAGUGUGAAUAGGCAGGAUUCCUCGGGCGACGACACACCAACACGAGAAGAGCCUCGGCCGCAGCGAAGCAACCAAACACAGGAGGGACCGGCUGGCGAGACCUCAUUACCGCCGACGACGACAGCAACAGCGCUGCAGCCGCGACAUUUGGAUCCUCUUCCGACGCCCUGGAAAACGGGUCCUAAGGAGAUCGUUGUGACAUCCUCAACCUCAGAGAGCCACAAACCCGCUUUGGCGAGCGUGUUUUCUCAGUCACGGCAUCGGAGAUCCUCUUCUGGUGGAGCAGAGGCUUUGAGGCGGCUGUCCAAAGCCCUCCCUUCAAUAUCUCUGCCCUCCAACUUCAUGCCAAAUCGUCUGCCCACUCCCUCCUUCUUCUCCUCGGGUUCAACAUCAUCAAGGUCAGAGUCGAAGGAUCCGACGCCGAGACACACGCCACCCUCCCAAUCUCCCCAUCUUGGGCACUCGAGCCAUGCCAGUACGUUCCCAAUGAUCAUCCUGAGAAAACCAUCGCCUCCUCAGCAGGAUGCGGAUAGAAACACAGGGAUCUCCCGCCAGCCAUCCAACGCAUCUAGGAAAUCAUUGGGUAUCAGAAGAUCGACGUCUGACGACUCCAUGCUGUACCACUCGCUAUCGCGUAUGUCUUCAUUCGGGGAUGACCAGCGAUUCACACAUGUUCGUGAGCAGGUCAAUUCGAGAUUCAAGGCAAUUGUGGAUUCUUUUGAUACGCCCUCAUUCAAGUUACCGAGCAUGCCAAGUACGUUGCUGUCUCCUCUCAAGAAGGCCGAAUUCUCGGCCUCGGAGCUCAAUUUGGACGCAAGCAAAUCAUCCUCUAUGAGAACCAUCAAAGUUCCCAGGGAUCCAUUGGACAGUGUCCUCGAGAAUCUCACUGGCGAUCUUGUCAUUAUGGGUGGAUAUAGGGGCUCGAUCCUCCGGUCUGCUGAACCGCCUCAUAGACAGCUCUGGGUGCCCAUGAAGGUUGGCUUAAAAGUGAGGAAGGUCAACCUCGAGGUGGGACUAAACCCGGAGGACGAGGAAAACAUGGAGAAGUCGAUCAUCCCGUCCGGAAUGCUAAAGAACAUUGGCCCGGUGGACAUUUCCAAGAGGCUCUUCAAACGGGUCCGUGAAAACGGCGACGCGGUGUUGCUGAACGAGAAGGUAUUGACGGCACAUGUCAAUUUCACACUUCGCACAACCUGGGUGUUCCUACCGGAGGACGGAUACUGCUUUAUCGACAAGGUCACGGACGAGGAGUACCCCGUGGAUUUCUAUGAUACGAACGAAUGGGUGAAGUAUCGUCUCUGCCCAAGUGUGAGCGACCCAGCGCUGCCGCCGUUUAUGUCAAAACGCGUCGGGUCCCUGGGCUCAUUUCUCAGUCUCUCAGAGCUGUCCAUAUCCCGGGGGCGGAGCUCUAGUGACCCUGCAGCCAAGAGACAUGGGCCAACAGCCUCUCCGCAACGCAGGUUGGUCAAAGAUCGGAGCCUUGCGCCGCAGAUGGAUGCCUCGUCUUCGUCAACAGAACAGCAGCAGGAAGAAACAUACGCAGUCUCUCCCAAGGACAAGUCCGACCGCAGCAAGAACCUCGCCUACCUCGCCCGCACCCUUGCCGAGACCAAACGCUUCCGUUCGGAACUUCAACACAGUCCGGAGCACCAGGCCGCCAAUGCCUACCCUCCCAUAGCUGUCAUCUACGGCAAGGAAAUUCCGACGGUGUUUGCGGCGCGAGUGGCAUGCCGCGAGGCAAUCCCCUGCCAGGACGCCUACGACAACCUUGCCUUCGGAUCGGGCGAUGGUGUAGUGCUGGCCAAACAGGCGAUGCCACCUCCCGGGUAUGAGAUCGCAAAAGGCGGGAGGAUUUCUACGGACAAGGGGCACAUUUCUAUACUAGGAGACCUGAGCGCCGUCGGCCAUGCUUUACAGGCUGUGAUCAGGGGACGGGCAAAGGGCAUAGGCUUAGGGGCUGAUGCCAGCAAAUGGAGUGGAAGUACUUGUUAA
This is a messenger RNA of Diaporthe citri, 3135 nucleotides long. RefSeq lists its product as uncharacterized. Lineage: Eukaryota; Fungi; Ascomycota; Sordariomycetes; Diaporthales; Diaporthaceae. Bases 1 to 3135 code for a protein of 1044 amino acids. The record is from RefSeq and is a predicted model, not a curated record. The transcript has 7 exons.